CUAAAAUACUAUUUAAUUGCUUACAGGUACUCAUUUAUAUUCUUCCAAAAGCUGUAACAGAACAAGGAAAUUCAACGAAUAUUUGACUGACCAAAAUGGCAGGAAAAGGCAGAGGAAUAGCAGCAUUCACUUUCAACAUCGAGGCCCUGGGUCUCACCAGAGGGUCCAUGCCAGAAACCCAGAGAGGGCCAACUCCACUCUUCCCACAAAUUGAAUAUAAACCAGGGCCUUUGAAAGCUGGGGAGGAUGAAGACUAUAUGAGAGCUUUGAAACAAGAGAUGAGAGGACGAAUGAAAGACCUCCCGUUUAACAUAAAACCCCAUGCAGGAAAGGGAGAUGUGGAGAGGUACAAGGAGAAAUACACAAGAGAAAUUAAAAGAAUUGAAGAUGACAACUGGACACCAGAUUGGAACCGUCUUCCAAAGGAGCUGAAGCCACAAAAGAAGAUAAUUAGAAAGAAAAGAGAUACUACGAAAAAUGCAAAGAUCUCAAGUAAGGACAAGGAGGAAGUGCUGAAUAAACUUGAUGAACUUGAAAAGAAGGGAGAUGUAAAAUCAGACGAGGAGGAUGAAGCAGAGGGAGGGAAGAAAGAAGACGAGGAAGGAGAAGAAGAAGCAGAAAUUGAAGGAGAAUAUGAAGAAGAGCUUGAAGAGGAAAAUGACUACAUAGCAAGCUACUUUGAAGAUGGUGAUGAUUAUGGGGGAGGAAGUGAUGACAACAUGGAUGAAGCCACUUACUAGCAAAAAAAAAAAAAAAAAGCACAAAAAUUAAAGAACAUCCUAUGCAAAUCAUAUCAAGCACAAAAAUUAUGUAUCAAUACUUAUGUACUAUAUAAAAGCACUAGAUUUAGUUGAUACACUUCAUGUCUACAAAGAGCACAGUGUUGUAUAGGUAUAAAAAUAAGAUUCAGCUUAAUUAUAUAGAUAGUCUAAACUGGUAUCAUUUAAGCAAAAUGAUUAUAAAAUUCAAAGCUUAAAAAUAAUUAGAGGAGAUUCAGAUACUAAAAUAUAAUUCCUUUAUUUUCAACCUGCAUCUACAGGAUGAAGGCACAUACUGUUCAAAUGUCAUUAGUGUACUCCAUGUUUCAUAGAAAUGCUUACAUCUCUGCUACUUCAAUGGAACCUAACAUGUUUGAGAAUAAUUUAGAAAUCAUCCGUGUUCUUGCUAGAAGAAAAAAACAGGAAUCCAUUAUGGUUCCAUUUAGGUGUUUUUCUUUUUUACAAGCAAAGGUUAAAAUUUUAAAACCAGCAACUUUUUUUUUUAUAUA
Messenger RNA from Cyprinus carpio (common carp), 1267 nucleotides. It is a transcript of the gene polr3g, whose product is annotated as polymerase (RNA) III (DNA directed) polypeptide G. Gene Ontology annotation, cellular component: RNA polymerase III complex. Gene Ontology annotation, biological process: transcription by RNA polymerase III. The record is from RefSeq and is a predicted model, not a curated record. Lineage: Eukaryota; Metazoa; Chordata; Actinopteri; Cypriniformes; Cyprinidae.